AUGACUCAGAGAAAUGGAAUCAGAGGGACGAGCGAUCGCUGCCUCCACUCGGAGGCCGCCGUGGUUGGCGAGCGGGCCAAAGGUAUGGAGCGGGAGAAGGUUCCAGAGGACUGUGAAUCCGAGGACGGAGGACGAGGAAGCUCCGUGGCUGUAACGGGAGUUGUCGAAGCUCCAGAUGGCGGUUGGGGCUGGGUGGUGCUGGUUGCCACCAUCAUGGUCCUGGCUUUGACCCUGGCAUUCCCUUCCUGUGUGGGAAUCUUCUACACCGACCUGCAGAAUGAGUUCCACGCCACAAACAGCGAAACCUCCUGGGUGCCCUCCAUCAUGACGUCGGUGCUUCACGCGGGAGGUCCCUUUUGUAGCGUGUUGGUGGAGAAACUUGGUUGCCGAGCGACUGUCAUGUUGGGCGGAGUCCUGAGUGGGCUCGGGAUGGCUGCCAGUUCGUUUACCCAGUCCAUCGGCGAGCUCUACAUCACAGCUGGGGUUAUUACAGGUCUUGGUUUCUGCUUCAGCUUUCAACCCGCUGUUACGAUCCUCGGGCACUACUUUGUGCGCCGCCGUGCGUUUGCCAACGCCAUAUCCUCCACAGGCACAGCGCUGGGACUGUGUACUCUGCCCGUCCUGGGCAACUACCUCCACACAGAGCUGGGCUGGAGGGGCAGUUUCCUCGUUUUGGGGGCUGUCCUGCUUAACUGCUGCGUGUGCGGCGCAGUGAUGAGGCCCCUCCAGCCCCCCAAGCAUCGAGGCCAGCCGCUGAUGAACCACGGACCCCCUCCGCCAGAAGAGGAAGGUGUUAAGAAGAAAAAAAGCUGGCCAAGAACGAUAUGGAACUUCCUGGUGGCGUCCAUGAGCAAACACAUGGCCUUUGAUCAGUUCCUCAACAACUCACGUUACUGUGUGUACUCUAUAGGCAUCACCUGGAUGAUGCUUGGGUUUGUGGUUCCCUUGGUGUAUCUGGUUCCCUACGCCACAGCAAACAAGAUGGAGCAGGGCCGCGCUGCACUGCUGCUCUCCAUCCUGGGCAUUGUCAACAUCGUGGUGCGGCCGCCGUUUGGCAUCAUCUUCAACAUGCCCUGGUUCAAAGGGCGACACAUCUAUGUAUUUUCCUCAGCUCUGCUGGUCAACGGGCUCAGUAACAGUAUCUGCUGCAUUGGGCCCAGCUUUAACGUACUGAUCACUUACGUGGUCGUCUACGGGCUGUCCAUGAGCGUGGUGGGCUCCCUGAUGUUCACCGUCCUCAUGGAUAUAGUGGAGAUGAGCCGUUUCCCCUCAGCUCUGGGCCUGCUUGCUAUCAUGGAGAGCAUCACACUGCUCAUUGGGCCUCCACUGGCAGGAGUCCUGGUGGACAGGACAGGCCAGUACUUCCACGUCUUCUUUGCCUGCAGUGCCGUCGUUGCCUCAUCCGCCGUGUUCCUCAUUGUGUCUUUUUACUGGCUGGACAAAAGGGACAGGAAGUGGUCACAGCAGGGGCAACCAUCCGCACUGCCUGAAACAGCGAGACCUGCUCUGGACAUAGUUCCCGGCUGUCAGUACAGCAGUGUACCCACAGAGGUAGACAGAGACAAGGCAUCGGCUAAUGGGGCGGAGUAUAUCACCAGCGUCUGAACCCUGCGUACACUGUGUCGCCCUCAGCACGCUUCACACUCUGGGUCAGAUUGCCCUGCAGAUUAUUUUCUAAUGUUUGUGCCAGCUUGCUUGGUGCGCCAGAUGUUGCAAAGUUUGCUUUUCUGUGGUUGAAUGUCACUUCAGCCUGCCUGGUCUGCAUCUGGAACGCCAUAAAAGUCUAAACAAACACUAUGAAUGAUUUGCACUGUUUGACCACGGUUGGACACUUGAUCUUACGUACCAAAAUUAACAGAUGUGCACUUACAACUACAAUGUGAUUGUACUGUUUCUUGUAAAAUGCUGCUGAUCUUAUAUAUGUGAUCACACAAUCUUAUCAUACAAGCCAAGAGACACACAUGAAUCUUUGUUUGUAGAAAUCACUCAAGAUGCUUUCAGGAUGUUUGCUGGAGUUUAUUGGUGUAUUAGAAUAUGAGCUUACAGACACAAAGAGUGGGUCUGAGUAGGUAUCAGAGAGUGAUACAGUAGCCAGAGUGGUUGAAAUCAAAAUAACAAGCAAAUUUAGCAUUAAUAUCAAUGAGUGAAAUAAACGGGUGAGGAAAUGGGUGAGAAAAAAGCAAGUAGAAAAGUUAAAGGACCAGUGUGUAGGAUUUAGUGACAUCUAGUGGUGAAGUUACAGAUUGCAACCAUUUGAGUACAGCUCAGCCUUACGUAGCGAUUGCCUGUUCUGGGCUACUGUAGAUAGUGGAGAUCAUACACUAAUAAAAACACAUUAUAUUCCAGUUCUGCCAAUAGAUCCUCUUAAAAGUUGCACACUGGAACUUUAAACUAAGGAUAAUGUUGUUGUUCUAUUUUUUUUAUUUUCAACAAAUCUAAAAAAAAAGACCAAAACCAUCAAUGUGUUAGCAUUUGUGGAAUAACACAAGAAGUUCCCAUCAUGCAAAGUGCAGACGGCAGACCACACAUGGCAGCUUCCCUUCUGGGGAAGCUGCCAUUCUUCAGACGGAUAUUUUUCUGUCACUAAUUUUCAUGACUGUAGCUGUGAUGAAAGACAAUCUUUAAUCCUGCUUAAAGAAAUAAAGAAAUAUCCAUCAUUUAACACAACACCAGACCGAUAUGAAGUGAAUCAGAGGUCUGGAACCAGGCUUAAUAAUCGCAGCCUUAAAAAAACAGUCUUAAUUCCUGUUUACACUGGCUGCGCUUCAAAACGAGACCGGCACAGGGCCAGUUUGUGCCAGUUGAACCUGGUUUACGCUCCAGUUCAGCAGCUUGUACCGUUUGUACAUAAACAAAAUACAGCAGCAUCGUAAACAAUACCGACUAAUAAACUCAUAUUUCAGAGGGUUUUUAGUGGCUAAAUCGAUAUGUUAAAGGUACCGUCUCUGCAAACACUUCACACAUCUACACUAUGUGCUGCCGUUUGAUUGUCAGCAGAUUGAGUUUCAGCUGCUGCCUGCAACCUAUUUAGGGGAGUUGUAACAGAAAGUGAUGCACUGGCAGCCGUUGAGUUACAACUUUUUUGAGAUUAAAUACAAGCACUUACAUUUGGGUGCUUGCCAAUAUGAGUACUUAAUAAUUCCAUUACAGUUCUAACAGUGACUUCCCCAGUGAAUUUUAGACUGUAACAAAUUAAACGUUGUGCUAAUGUUGUUGUAAAUGUUAGUUAAAAUAUCAAACUACUACAUUGCUUGCACACCCAGUGGUCUCUACUGAAGACCUAAAUCUUUGAAAACAGCUUAUAAAUAUGUAGCUUUUAUCAAACGUUACUCAAACAGGAGAAAAUAGUGUAUUAGUUAGGGACUAUUUUCAGCUGCGGAUUAAUCCACAUUUGCUGCUCUAGUGAGUAUUUACAGCCUGUUUCAGUAUUUCAAAAUAAAGUGUGUUUGUAGUAAAGAAGAAAGGAUUUUUUUGGAGCUCUAUGGCAGAGGAAGAACAUAUAUUCGACUUUAUAUACAUUGUUGGUUUUGGUCUUUUCGUGGGAUUUUCGAGAAUAAGAAAAAUCACUGGAAUUAUUCUUUAAAUAAUAUAAUAAUCUUCCUCAUCUUUAAUUGUCAAUAACUUGUGAAGGCAUUAAACCCAACACGCUGAGCAUAUUUUGUGUUAUUGAGUAUGGGUCGCUUUAGAUCAUUGAAGGCAUAUAUAUUGUUCUUCACUCACUGUCAGAUGUUAGAAAUCGUACUGUAGUAGCAGUAAUGAAUCAUGUUUUUGUGUUUUCGCCAGCUUUUCACUCCUUAAAGGAACAGUGCCUUUUUAUAUAGAUAUAUAUAACUGGUGUGUUUCUACACACAACCACAGGAUGAAUAUCACACCGAUGAUUUCACGUUGAAUGUCAGCUUAAAACUAAAACAAUCAUUUCACGAGAGGAGCAGACUGGAGGAGUCUCACAUGUUCAAAACAGACACGUUUAUGACACUGAGUUUACCUUCAUGUGACAGACUUCAGAUCAGUGAGACUAUAAUCACACCACCUGCACAGGUUUGAACAAAGCUAUUUUAUGUCACAUGUGACUGAAAGAUUAAAUACACAUUUCAGGUAUGAGCUGUAUUGCAGUAAUCAAAAGUGUAACCAGCGAUCAGAGGAUUUAUUAGUCAUUUUUUUAAAGGCUUGUCUUGCUUUGGGCCAAAUUAUACCUUUAUUAUAGAUUCUUUAUUUAUACAUUGUGAUCGGGGGAAAAAUAAUAAAAUGAGUUUUAAAGUUGC
Messenger RNA from Morone saxatilis (striped sea-bass), 4262 nucleotides. RefSeq names its product solute carrier family 16 member 5a (gene slc16a5a). The coding region runs from base 1 to 1605 and encodes 534 amino acids. Gene Ontology annotation, biological process: monocarboxylic acid transport; transmembrane transport. The record is from RefSeq and is a predicted model, not a curated record. Gene Ontology annotation, molecular function: monocarboxylic acid transmembrane transporter activity. NCBI's taxonomy places the organism in Eukaryota, Metazoa, Chordata, Actinopteri, Moronidae. The transcript has 4 exons.